Messenger RNA from Musca domestica (house fly), 683 nucleotides. Its product is annotated as adult cuticle protein 1-like. The record is from RefSeq and is a predicted model, not a curated record. Lineage: Eukaryota; Metazoa; Arthropoda; Insecta; Diptera; Muscidae. The transcript is spliced from 2 exons. The coding region runs from base 77 to 451 and encodes 124 amino acids.
GUCGAUUCGACGUUAAGAUGUCAGUAGAGUUAUUUGUAACAUCAAACAAAUAGCAAUAGAACAAAUUUUAACAAACAUGAAGUUCGUCAUUGCCGUAGUCUUGCUUGCCUUGGCUUUGGGUGCCAACUCCUCAGUUUUGCCCUGGGGACCAGUCGUCGUGGGUGGUCCUCUUCCUGGUACUGUAGUACUUGGAGCUCAUCCCCAUGCUGCAGUCACAGUAGCUGCUCACCCACCUCAUGUGGUUGCUGGCCCUGGACCUGUUCAAGUGGUCUCCGGACCCGUUCCUGCUGUAAUUGCUGCACCCCAUGUAGUUGCCGCUCCUGCUGUAGUUCCAGCCCAUAGUGGUACUUUUGUUGCCAAGACCCGUGGUGCUGUACAUGUUGCCCCAUUGGCUGGCCAUGCCCAAUCUGUGGCCUCAGUUAACUUGCAACCUGCUCCAGGAACUGUUUAAAGACUCAUUUUAGAUAAAUUUAAAGAAAUUCCAGAUAAAUAGUUUUAUUAAAGCUACAAACAAAAAAAUUUAAAUUAAAUUAUACAUGCAUUACUAUCACCUUUUAAGCUGCUAUUUCACCUUCAUUGCAGUCUGUUAAUCGUAUCUAAGUCACAAUUUCCUUUCCUUUUCUAUUUUCAUUAUAUUUCAGAAACUUUGAAAGAAGAAUGUAAAUAAAAAAGAAAAAAUAAAA